AUGCCGGCGGACACGCCGGGGCGGCCGGGGACCUCGCCGCGGGCAGCCGCGCUCGCCAGCGCCAGCCGAACCCCAAGCCGGCUCCGGGCUGCGGCCGCGCACCGGAAGGUGGGGCCGGGUCGGGCCUGGGCGGGAGGCGCCGGGGGGGACGGGGGGACACGGGACUCAGCCACGGCCCACGGCCCGCCUGCAGCCCUCCAAGCCGGUCACGGAGAAGCGGCGCCGAGCGCGAAUCAACGAGAGCCUCGCCCAGCUCAAGGCCCUGCUCCUGGACGCGCUCAGGAAGGAGAGCGCCCGCCACUCGAAGCUGGAGAAGGCGGACAUCCUGGAGCUGACGUGAGGCGCCUGCGGAGCCUGCGGCGCGGGCCGGCGGCAGGUGAGCCGCGGUGGGAGACGGAGGGGCGCUGCGCGGGGCCGCCCGGCGAGCCACCGCCCGUCCCGCUGCCUCCAGCCGCGCCGCGCGCCGCCGCCGCCGCCCUGAGCAGGUACCGCGCCGGCUUCAGCGAGGGCCUGGCCGAGGUGCACCGCUUCCUGGCCGCCUGCGAGGACAUCCCGGCCGACGUGCGCUCCCGCCUGCUCGGCCACCUGGCGGCCUGCCUGGGCCACAUGGGGCCGCCCAGCCGCUCCGCGCGCCCGGCCCCCGCUACGGAGGGCCCCACGCCAGAGGUCUCCGUGGGCCACCCGCCGCUGCCCGGCUUCGAUGGCCCCUUCGCCCCGCUGCGCCCCGAACCCGCCUUGGCGCCGCCGCUCCUGCCGGGCCUGACCCGUGCGCCCCGCGCCGCCCCCUCGGCGGGGCUGCAGGGCCGCAGUGCGCCCUGA
Molecule: messenger RNA, 819 nt
Organism: Pipistrellus nathusii (Nathusius's pipistrelle)
Lineage: Eukaryota; Metazoa; Chordata; Mammalia; Chiroptera; Vespertilionidae
Source: the annotation of a GenBank genome assembly